Messenger RNA from Lates calcarifer (barramundi perch), 3244 nucleotides. It is a transcript of the gene ccr8.2, whose product is annotated as cabz01093075.1. The record is from RefSeq and is a predicted model, not a curated record. The transcript has 3 exons. The coding region runs from base 12 to 1316 and encodes 434 amino acids. Gene Ontology annotation, molecular function: chemokine receptor activity. NCBI's taxonomy places the organism in Eukaryota, Metazoa, Chordata, Actinopteri, Centropomidae. Gene Ontology annotation, cellular component: membrane. Gene Ontology annotation, biological process: immune response; chemotaxis; G protein-coupled receptor signaling pathway.
CCUUAUUGUUCAUGGUAUAUAAGCCAUUUCUCGCUUCUUCUCCUGUCUUGUGCAUAAUCAAAUUGGACGCACAGCUGAUCAUUCUUUUGAUUCGGCCGUUCACCUGGGCAUCUUGUGAUCCAGAAUCCACCAAUAUCAACUAUCUUCUAGCCAUUGCUGGCAGACAGACGACCAUGACCAUCCCUGCCUCCACUGCUUUCAGUGGCAACGAGAAUCUAUCAACAACAGAUUUAACAAGUUUUCCAACAGCAUCCAGCAGUGACUUCAGUUCUGUCACUAACUACGACUACCUUAACUAUGAAGAUUAUACUGGGGACUUUGGCAUAUGUGUGUAUGAGCGCCAGGGGGCCACUUUUCUCCCAGUCCUCUACUCCAUUUUCUUCCUCCUGGGUCUUCUCGGCAACUCUCUGGUCAUCUGGGUCAUCGCCUGUGGGGUGCGACUUCGCAGUAUGACCGACGUGUGCCUUCUAAACUUGGCUAUUUCUGACCUUCUGUUGGUGUGUUCCCUUCCCUUCCUUGCCCAUCAAGCACGGGAUCAGUGGCUUUUCGGAGAUCCUAUGUGUAAGGUGGUCCUUGGCAUUUAUCAUAUCGUUUUUUACUGUGGGAUUUUUUUCAUCAGUCUAAUGAGCGUUGACCGGUAUUUGGCCAUAGUUCAUGCUGUUUAUGCUAUGAGAGCUCGGACACGGUCUUUUGGAGUCAUUGCAGCUGCUAUUACAUGGGCAGCUGGAUUUUUGGCUUCUUUCCCUGAUGUGCUGUUUCUUAAACAGCAAGUAAGUAAUACGACUCAGUUCUGCUUCCCUGUAUUUCCCAAAUCAAAUGAUAGCAACUCCCACUUUUGGAGGGUCUUUAGCCUUUUUAAAAUGAAUGUUUUGGGUCUAUUUGUCCCUUUUGUCAUCAUGGGUUUCUGCUACUCACAGAUUGUCUGGAGGCUGCUGUAUAGCCAGUCAUCAAAGAAACAGGCCAUCCGUUUAGUUUUCAUAGUGGUAGCUGUUUUCUUCUGCUGCUGGGUCCCCUACAAUGUUGCAUUGUUCUUCCAAGCACUGGAGCUACUGAACAUCUACAUGGGAUGCGAAAGCAGCAAAGCAAUCAGAUUGACUUUACAAGUCACUGAGGCCAUUGCCUACUCUCACAGCUGCCUCAACCCUUUCCUGUAUGUGUUUGUUGGGGAGAAGUUCAGGAGGCACCUGCUAAGGCUGAUAAACAGAACUCCCUGCAGGCUGUGUCAGGUGAUCAAGGUUUACAUACCUCAGGACAGAUUAGCUGGGUCAGUCUACUCACAAACCACCAGCAUAGAUGAGAGGGGCACUGCUGUGUAAAGUAGAGAUAUGCAAGGUGUGAUACGUGUUUUCCUGUUAAUUCUACCUUCAUCAUCUCCAUCAUCUCUAUAGACUAUUAUAGGAUGUAAGUUCAGUUUAAGUUACAUCUAACAAUAGGGAAAGGGUUGAUGUUGGAUUUUUUUUUACUAUACAUUUACAUUUUUAUAUAUGUAUAUACUGUAUAACUGUAUAAGACUACAUAAGGAUGUGUAAUGGAAUUGUACUGUAAAUAUGAUUAAGGAUUGAAUUGUGGAAUUGAGAAAGAUUUUAUCUGCACCUGUGUCAAACAUAGUUUUGAAUAUAAUUUAGCUUUCCCUUUUAAUGACAUACUAGUGGCUAAAGAUGAGUGAGAAACUGUGUCACCUACAACAGCUAUCAGCAGCAUCAGCAUUAAGCAACACCAGGUGUCUGUCUGUAAUUUAGUGACAUGCUGAUACUGACUGGCAUUCAACAGAAGGAAACACCAUUCUGAAAAGUGAGACAAAUAUGACCUCUUAUUUGAUAAUAUCAAAUGCAUCCGUUUUUUACAUAUCAAACUGUUGCAGAGCAAAAGGUCCCUGAUGCAUCUGGCAGCGUUAGUACUGAAAGUUUCAUAGCAUCUGUAGCUGCAGGUUUGCACUUUACCCCAAACCUAGAGAAAACCACAACUUUAAAGGGGAAGUAUGAAACCAAGCUGUCACUUUAACAGUUGCAGUCUCUGUGCGUGUCUGAGCAUUUUACUGCAAAAUUUGGAAAAAUAUUUUUUUUUACAAUUUUCAAAGUUUUACUUUACUAUACUUUAUUAUUAAAUAUUAUUAUAUUAAAUUAUGAUGCUGCAUAUUCUGUCAUGCAGACUGACCAACUGUCCCAUCCAAUCAAUUCACAGUUAAAGUUAUUUAUUAGACCCUUUCCUCAUGACUAGCAUUUUUAAUAUCACUCAAAGGAUUAGAAACCAGAUGUACAAGCAAAAACAGGAAGUUCCUCCCCAUUCUUCGGCUAAACUCUGUUCCACCAACUUUUUGUUCCUCAUUGUAUUUUCUGAUUGGUUUUCUAUCAUUACUCUUCUGUUGCUAAUUAUGCUACUUGUUUUUGUUUUUUUCUCUUUUUUUGUUAGUAUUCAACAACAACAACAACAUCUUUCAUGAAUUUUAAAGUGAUUUUAAAGUGAUUUGGUAUUACACCUCCCAAAAGGCUUGAGGAAGACAAAUUGGUCAAAAUCAAAGCAGCAGAGGCUGAGAUAUCCCUUCAACAGUUUUCAUAAUGCAACAAGAUAGGAAAGAAAGUGUAUUUCAUCAGGCUACCCCUGUAUGAUAAAAACCUAUCUCUAAAACUCCAAUCUGAUAUCGCUAUGAUAUCAUCAAGGGUUGUAUUCAACUAAGCUUGUUUAGUAAGGCAUCCGGUAGUCAAAUAGCUAUGAUGUAUUUAAGCCUACCAUGAAACCGCAACAUCCCCCUCUCUAUCCUUGCACUUCCUGUCUGUAGUUGUGCUGUCACCUAUCAGAUAAAGGUAAAACAACUGUUUUCUCACACCAAGGAGCACUAACCUUGACUUGUAAACUGACUUUGACAUAUAAAAACAGUGGAGUAACAGCAUGUGUUCAAAGUGGUCCUUAAAAGAAACUAAAGCAGCCCCUGCUUUCUAGGUUCAGAUAAUGUCAGUAUAAUUAUUCACUAAAUGACAUCAUAUGAAAUUUCCACUAAUGGCAUAAUAAAUUGUAUCAUGGCGUUCAUGAUUUUUUUUUUUUUUUUUUUUGUAUAGUUGUCUUUGUUUAUAUUUUAUUUGAUUUUAUUCAGAACAGAAGCACAUUAUGAGCAAUUUUUGUUAAUGAUUUUGUCAUAGCAAUCAUGUUGAUAUAUGCAGUUGGAAUGUUGAUGUCAUGUUGAAUAUGUUAUGUAUCCUAUUGCCUGUUUCAAUAAAACUAUAAUGAGAAUAAAUAAUUUCUAAAAGUC